UUAUUUACUUCCUAUUUGGCACCGUUGGUGCAACAAUGUUUUUGCAACCUUUAAGCGGGCGGGCUAAAUUUAAACGUGUUUUGGCCGCAUAUGUACUUUCAGUUCCACUUUUUACUCCACUUACGUGAAAAUAGUAUCCAUAUCACAUGCUGUUAAAUGCUAGUCAUGCUGCUUAAGCAUUUAUCCGCGAAGGUUACGUACUUCACACAUUUAUUGCACUGUCAUCGCUGAUAGUGCUUUCCAUCCUUGUCGCGUACACGUAAAGGGUGCGGAGAUGCUGCGCGAAGAAGAGGAUGACAAUAGGGUUCAGGAAAUCACCCCGGCUUUCCCAGAGCGAGAUUUUUCAAAAAUACUACCUACAACGUUCCAUACACCCACUUAAUUACGGACAAUUUAUGAGUUCUGUCGCACCAUGACGCGACGAACUAUAUUUUACCGAUUUUGCAAGUCAUUAUUAUUAUUAAAUAACACUUUUUUGGACGCCCGUACUUCCCUUGCUACAGUCCACGCGACAUCCAUUCACGCGAACGCGCCUUCACCCAACGUCGUUUUAUUUUCAAAAUUGUUUUUCAAAAUUAUGGUCUGGCUGUCUUUUAAUACUGUCGAUUUUGGCCCAAAUAGAAUGGAUGGAGAUGAAGGCUGCAGCUAUGGCUCUACAAAUGGAUUGGAUUCGAGUCCGCACAAGCCGAGCCAAUCUCAGUCUCCCUCUUGCAAUGCCGUGGAUCUUGGAGAUAUGAGCUUUAUGAUGGUCGACUAUAUAAAAGACGCGAUGAAGGCAAUGGACAUGAUGAGAAAUCACCACAUGUUAACCGACGUCGUUCUGGAAGUGGGAGCGGAACUUUUUCACGCCCACCGUUUAGUGUUAGCCGCCGCUAGUCCGUACUUUAAGGCCAUGUUUACAGGGGGACUGCGCGAGUGCGACAUGAAUCGCGUGCAGUUGCAGGGGGUGUCGGCGACGGUGAUGGCGCGCCUGAUACAUUUCAUGUACACCGGACGGAUAAGGGUCACCGAAAAUACCGUGUGUCAGCUACUUCCCGCCGCCACCAUGUUUCAGAUUACGAACGUUAUUCAAGCCUGCUGUGAUUUUCUGGCACGUCAAUUAGAUCCUAGCAACGCGAUCGGUAUAGCGACAUUCGCCGAGCAGCACGGUUGCACCGAACUGUGUCGGAAAGCGAAUCAGUAUAUCGAAAGACAUUUUAUUCAGAUCUGUCACGAGGAGGAAUUCCUUCAACUCAACUGUGUACAAUUAAUUACGUUAAUUAAGAAGGACGAGCUAAACGUUCAGGCGGAGGAAGAGGUGUAUAAGGCUGUGAUAAAGUGGGUAAGGUACGACGAGGACAAUCGGCACGUUAAGAUGGAGCAUAUAAUUAGCGCGGUUCGGUGUCAGUUUCUUACUCCCAAGUUCCUCAAUGACCAAAUGACGAACUGUGAUGUGUUGAGGAAAACGCCCGCGUGUCGAGAAUAUCUGGCGAGGAUAUUUAAGGAUUUAACACUACAUAAGAAAUUAGCUGUGAAAGAGAGAACUCCGAAUACUCCUAGGAUAAUUUAUGUGGCGGGCGGUUACUUUAGGCACUCAUUAAACGUUUUGGAAGGGUACAAUGUGGACGAUAAGACGUGGCAUACUCUGGACAACCUAACAGUUCCCAGAUCCGGACUAGGCGGGGCCUUUUUAAAGGGUUCAUUUUAUGCAGUGGGAGGUAGAAACAACACUCAAGGCAACAGUUCCGAUUCCGACUGGGUCGAUAAAUAUAACCCCGCCAAGGAUCAGUGGAGACCUUGUAGUCCGAUGUCUGUAGCUCGCAAUCGUGUCGGUGUGGCUGUCAUGGACGAUUUGCUGUACGCUGUAGGUGGAAGUGAGGGCAACAAAUACCACAACAGUGUCGAAUUUUACGAUCCAGAAUUAGACCAAUGGACGAACGUCAAGCCGAUGCACACGCAGCGCCUGGCAGUAGGAGUCGCCGUCGUGAGCAGGCUACUGUACGCCAUCGGCGGUUUUGACGGGACCAAUCGGCUUAGCACCGUAGAGUGCUACCACCCGGAAAACAACGAAUGGACGAUGGUUAACUCGAUGCAUACGCAAAGAAGCGGAGCGGGCGUGGCGGGCAUAAAUCACUACAUCUACGUAAUCGGAGGUUAUGACGGCAAGAGGCAGUUAAAUUCUGUAGAACGGUACGAUACGGAAAGAAAUACUUGGGAAUUCAUGUCGAGCAUGAAAGUUGCAAGGAGUGCUUUAAGUGUAACAGUUUUAGACUGUCGAAUAUACGCUAUGGGUGGAUACGACGGACAGAAUUUUCUGUCGACCGUAGAAGUGUAUAAUCCAAUGUUAAACACAUGGGAAGAUGGUGAACCUCUUUCUUCAGGAAGAUCAGGUCAUGCUAGUGCUGUUUGCUAUCAAAAUCCCAACUGCCAGCUGCCAGCUAAAGAAUGCUUAAUUAAAGAUAGAGUAUUACCUUGAAUACAAAUUGUAAUGUGUAGGUAGUAGUUGGUAAUAUUUACCAGUAUGUUCUUGGUGAUAUUCAUCUUAGUCAUUUUUGUAUAAUAAAUGUCAUUAUUUAUUUUUUAGUAUCUACACGAUGUAAUGCUGUGAUUUCAUUUAUCUUGUAAUUUGACAUUCCUUCUACAUUAACUUAAUAAACAUCAUUUUUUUAUCUUAA
Molecule: messenger RNA, 2654 nt
Organism: Photinus pyralis (common eastern firefly)
Lineage: Eukaryota; Metazoa; Arthropoda; Insecta; Coleoptera; Lampyridae
Product: kelch-like ECH-associated protein 1
Exons: 9
Coding region: 413-2455 (680 amino acids)
Molecular function (GO): protein binding
Source: RefSeq, a predicted model, not a curated record